Galleria mellonella (greater wax moth) is the source of this 3525-nucleotide messenger RNA. RefSeq names its product methionine aminopeptidase 1. Gene Ontology annotation, biological process: proteolysis. Lineage: Eukaryota; Metazoa; Arthropoda; Insecta; Lepidoptera; Pyralidae. The record is from RefSeq and is a predicted model, not a curated record. The coding region runs from base 30 to 1175 and encodes 381 amino acids. Gene Ontology annotation, molecular function: metalloaminopeptidase activity. The transcript has 6 exons.
UUGCUUUUUGCUUACUGUCGUAUUUAAAAAUGGCUGCUAUUGGAAUGUGUGAAACUCCUGGUUGUAAAUCAAUUGCACAGUUGCAGUGUCCGACUUGUAUAAAAAUCGGUAUACAAGGGUCGUUUUUCUGUAAUCAAGAUUGUUUUAAGAAGUCUUGGAAGACCCAUAAAAUAAUACAUUCAUUGGCGAAGGGUGAGAGUACAGAUGGGUCUAACGUGGAGUAUAAUCCAUGGCCGUCAUACUGUUUUACGGGGAAGCUAAGACCUUUUCCUGCUGGGCCAAAGCGCACUGUGCCUUCUCAUAUCGGUCGGCCUGACUAUGCCGAUCAUCCAACUGGUUUUCCCGCCUCUGAAAAUGCAGUAAAGGGUUCUGGCCUGAUCAAAGUGCUUGAUGAUGAAGAAAUUGAAGGGAUGCGUGUAGCGUGCCGCCUUGGGCGAGAAGUACUGGAUGAAGCUGCAAAGGUGUGUGAUGUGGGAGUAACUACAGAUGAAAUUGAUCGUGUAGUGCACGAGGCAUGCAUUGAACGGGAGUGCUACCCUAGCCCCCUGAACUAUCACAACUUCCCCAACAGCUGCUGUACAUCAGUCAAUGAAGUUAUAUGCCAUGGGAUACCGGAUUUACGUCCAUUACAGGAUGGCGAUAUCUGCAAUGUGGAUGUCACCGUCUACCACAGAGGCUUCCAUGGUGAUCUCAAUGAAACAUUCUUUGUUGGCAAUGUCCCUGAGACCAGCAAGAAACUUGUUCAAAUUACAUAUGAGUGCUUACAAAAAGCUAUUGAUAUUGUGAAGCCUGGUGAGAAAUACAGGGAAAUUGGUAAUGUUAUUCAAAAACAUGCUCAAGCUAACGGAUUCAGUGUGGUGAGAUCAUACUGUGGUCAUGGGAUACAUAGGCUGUUCCAUACUGCACCAAAUGUACCACAUUAUGCUAAAAACAAAGCAGUUGGCAUAAUGAAACCCGGCCAUUGUUUCACCAUCGAGCCCAUGAUCAACGAAGGGGGCUGGCGUGAUGAACAGUGGCCAGACCACUGGACCGCCGUCACUAGCGAUGGCUCACGGUCAGCUCAGUUUGAACAAACGUUGCUAGUAACGGAGACUGGCUGCGAUAUACUGACGAAGCGAACUGCCGGCCUGCCCUGGUUCUUCGAUCAACUUGAAAAACUAAAGUCCAAGUCUUAGUUGAUCCGCUUUCAAUCCACUGAGGUGAUUUUUUAGAUUGUCUCGUAAUUGUAACGCACAAUUGUCUGCCCUCUUACUUUUUUUAUUAAGUACCUAUAUUUAUAAUUUAUAAUACUGUCACAUAAUGAAUUAUAUUGUAGUAUUUUUCCUUUGGUUACUUGUCACUACAUUUUAGAGAUGAAAAGAAGAAGUGAUACAUUUUUUUUUGAAUUUUAUUAUUAAUUUUUCAUCUCUAAGAUGUAAAACCCACUAGAGAAAUAAUUACAAUACACCAGUACAAGAGUGAAAAAAAAAAAUUGGCAUUACUAGAUUUACAAUUACACAAAAUAUUGUUAAACUUACUGAUAUAUUAGUCAACAUGUGAUAAUAUAUAAAAAUAUAUUACUAUCUAAUAGUGUAGUAAUAUAUUAUAUUAUUUAGGUCAUGGCAAAAUUAAAUUUUUUUAGAAUUUUAGCAACAAAUUUUUGAAGAAUAAAAUUAAUUUAUACCAGUAUUGUUUUUGAAAGAUUGUUUUAAAUAUUUUAUAAAGCCAAAGAAAUGGGUCACUUAAUAUUCAUAUUGUAUCAUUAAUUAAAAUUUUCACUUAGUGCAAUAUACAAUAUAAAUUGUGCAUAAUAUGUAUUGUUAUAGAUUUAGAAUUAUUUUCCUAAAAUUAAUAAUAAUACAUCUCAGUGGGUGUCCUAGUUUUUAAAUUAAUAUAUUUAUUAUGUGUAUAUAUAUAUACAAUAUUAAUAAAGCUAGUAGGGUUUUAUAAAUUUGUAAUUUUCACAUUUGAAAUUAAUAGUUCAUAAAGUGAAUAGAUAAGGAACUUGUUUUUUUAAGUAUUAAUCUUUACUAGCAAAUUGCUGUAAUUGUCGAUUUGUUUUUACAUUUAUACAAUUGAACGCUUACCAUAAAAUUAGAACAAAUAUGGCAUUAUUUUUAAAUGCGAACUUGACUAUUGUGAGUGAUGAUAGCUCGAUUUAACAAUAAUAUUGUGUCAAAAUUGAUUCAAUUUCCAUUUGUAUUUGGUUCAAUGUAUAGUAAUAUAUUAAUUUUAAAUUAUUAACUGAGCUGCGAAGUGGAUUUUGGGACGUAUCAAUAUAAAAAAUAAUAUGCACCAUACCUCUGUACAUAUUACAUGAGCGCUAUCGAAUCGCAAAUUCUGCGGGACAUAUAUUUAUAUACAUCUGUUACGCUUGUCUCCUAUUAGGGUAAACAGAAGCAAUGGAACGCCAAAUGCUUCAAGCAAACCUGUUUCGCUUCUUUCACAUUCAUCAAUCUUUUCAUUCAAUUUUAAUUAGGCCCUUCUUCAGCAUGCGGCCUAUUUGAUCGAGGGCGGCCCCUACCCACAUCUUACAAUCACAUCAUAAAUCUCUUUCGUAAUUCUUCUUUCAUCCAUCCUCUCUAAAUGGCCAAAUCCAGCAACAUCAACAUCCCUUUUCAUUUUUUGUCACUACAUCGUCUUUCACUUCACACUUCUCUCUAAUCAUACUGUUUCUUACUCUAUCUUUUAAUAUAAUAUCACACAUACUUCUCAGAGCUCUCAUCUCUACAGCAUUUAUUUUACUUUCAUGGUUCCUCUGCUAUACCCACGAUUCUCAGGUAUGGACAUGACUGUUGGUGUCAGUACUCCCUGAAUUUAUGACAAGGCGAGCUUUGUACCGUUCCCGCUUUCACUCUCCUUUCAUUAUCUGUCUUACGCUUUCCAUCCCUCAUAACCCAACAUAAUCCAAAUAUAGAAACUCACUCACUUUUGCUCCACUUUUUCAUCUCCUAUCUUUAUCUGGCGUGCCAUUAAACUUCAUUCAUCCCUCUUAAAAACCAUUACCUUCGUCUUCUUCACAUUUAUUUUCAUACCUUUUCUUGCAUGCGUUAUGCAUGCAAUUAUGGGGAAUCUAUACUAUGAAUGCUAAAUUAUUGAUAAAUAUACUGCAAUUCAAAUUGAGAAUUAUCAUUAUGUAACAAAUUGUAAAAGUAUUCAAUACUAUUGAUUGAGAAAAAAUAUGUUCCCUAUAUAAUAUAUCUCGUCGGAAUCGAAAGUUUUACCGUAGUAAACGAUUUCCUACAUGGCUCAGAUACUAAUUUAUUACCGUACUGUGUUAUUAAAAUUCUAUACACAAGAAAUUGUUUAGACAUAUAAAUUGUUGCUUGCUGCACUGCCAUUGCAAAUUUAAAAAUAUACCAUGUAUUUCGUAAUACAGUUUUAUAAUAAUGUAUAGGUUUCAUUUAUUUGGCUCAAUUUUUUUUUUUAAUCCCUUAAAAACCAUGACUGUAUAACUAAGUUAUUGAACUGUAUUAAAAUUAAAUUAAUUUUGUAAAUGGUUAUAAGAAUAUAAAUCAAUAGUAAAUAAAAACUUUAUUACAUUUA